This is a messenger RNA of Lycium ferocissimum, 1718 nucleotides long. Its product is annotated as transcription factor bHLH18-like. Gene Ontology annotation, molecular function: protein dimerization activity. The transcript is spliced from 4 exons. The record is from RefSeq and is a predicted model, not a curated record. Bases 198 to 1295 code for a protein of 365 amino acids. Lineage: Eukaryota; Viridiplantae; Streptophyta; Magnoliopsida; Solanales; Solanaceae.
CAAAAGUCUUUUUAUCCCUCUAAGUCUAAGGGAAUACUUUCCACUGCUUUAUACGAGACUUCAUAUAUCCACUUAAUUUGUGUUCCUCAAAUAUCUACACAAGAUACUGAUUGUGAUUUUGGAAUCUAUUUAUAUAGGCAAGAUCUAAACCUUGGAGAGUACUGAUUAUUUAAGAUAUACACAAUUUCUUCUCAAGAAUGGAUAUUUCAUCAGCUACAUGGUGGUCUGAAAUGGAUCUUAUGAAUAUGAAUGAUCUUAACUACAUUGAUCACUGCCAAAUGAUGACCACAUUUGACGAUUUGCCUUUCAAUAAUAACCCUUUUACCUCUUGCACCUAUGGCAAUGUUCAAGCUUCUCAGGCUGCUGAAAUUUUAUUAGAGGGAGAGCCAGCUUUUUGCAAUUCCACAAACACUGAUUACCAAAAUACCUCUUUUUCUUCUCCUUCUACCUCUCCUCCGCCGUCGUCUUCACCCAAUGUCAUUUCUUUCUCUAACACAAGUUCGCCAUCAACCACUACUUCUUCUGCCCAAAACUACUUUGAAAAAUUGAAGACCUCCGUGAAGUCUGAGGUCCCAUCAGGAACUACCAUAAACUUCUCCUCUUCAAAUGUUUCUCUGGACUCCAAUUUUGACGAUAGUCAGCAACUAUUCCAGGCCAUGGGAUUUGGGGCUGAUGAUAAUACUCGGAAGAAGAGCUAUAGUAGGACACCUGUACAGGCACAAGACCACGUUCUGGCUGAAAGAAAACGAAGAGAAAGGCUCACACAGUACUUUAUAACUUUGUCUACCCUCAUCCCAGAACUAAAGAAGUUGGACAAGGCAUCAAUACUGAGAGACGCGAUUAAAUACAUAAAACAGCUGGAAGAACAAGUAAAAACCCUCGAGGUACAAGCCAAUAAAUAUAGCGAGGAACCGGCAGUUGCAGUUAAGAGACCCCGAUUGUUCUCAAGUUAUGACAAUUCUUCAAUUACUUCUAAUGAAAACUCCAAUGGUAGAACCAACAAAUCAGUCCCAGAUAUUGAAGUUAGAGCUGCAGAUGGAAACGUUUUGAUUAGGAUUUGUUGCAUAAAGCAAGCAAGAAUAAUAAAGGAAAUAUUCAGCGAAAUAGAAAAGUUUCAUCUCACUAUUACUAGUAGUAGCGUCAUCCCUUUUGGCUAUAAUACGACUCACAUGACCAUUGUUGCUCAGAUGGAUCAUCAGCUGAACAUGUCAACGGAAUAUAUCGCGAAUAAAAUACGUUUGUCUAUAAUGAAGCUUAUCAGUAGCCAUGAAGAAUCCAAUUCUCUAGUUGCAUAGAGAAUUUCAAGAUUUUCAGAAGCUAAUUUUCGGCUAUUUCAGUGAUAGUGUUAAUUUAGAAUGUAAAGGUGGGUCUCAUUGACUUCGUUUUUGGGUAAAAGGUUUUCAUUAUUGUGGACUGGGGCUAUUUUUUUUUUUUCGGAUCACAAGUUGGGACCCGUUUUACAAUAGCCCCACUUGCUACAAAUGAGGCUGGCUCACUCUUUUUUGACAAGUCAUGGAGUUCCACUAAGUGGUCCUAUUCUUGUUCUCCUUUGGGGGACUGCUAGCUACAGGCCAUGCACGUUUAGUUUUCUUUUCUCUCGUUUUGUUUUUGGGCUUUAAGUAACUAAUUUUUGGCCUUUGUUGUAUACUACUCGACCAUAGUUUUUGUGUUUACUUGUAUUGAUGGCUUGAUGGUGCAAUAAAUACAUGUUUAUUGGA